AUGUUACAAAUCUACCUAUGUAUCUAUCUAUCGCAGUCUGUUCAUAUAUAUCUCAGUCUGUUCAUAUCUAUUUAUCUAUCCAUCUAUCUUUGUUCAUAUCUAUCUAUCUGUCUCACUGUUCAUAUCUAUCUUAGUCUGUUCAUAUCUAUCUAUCUAUCUAUCUAUCUAUCUAUCUAUCUAUCUAUCUAUCUAUCUAUCUCAGUCUGUUCAUGUAUAUCUCAGUCUGUUCAUAUCUAUUUAUCUAUCCAUCUGUCUUUGUUUGUAUCUAUCUGUCUCACUGUUCAUAUCUAUCUUUGUUUAUAUCUAUCUAUCUAUCUAUCUAUCUAUCUAUCUCAUUAUUCAUCAUCUAUCUAUUAUCUAUCAUCUAUCUAUCUAUCCUCAGUCUGUUCAUUUAUAUCUCAGUCUGUUUAUUUAUCUAUCUAUCUUUGUUCAUAUCUACCUGUCUCACUGUUUAUAUCUAUCUUAGUCUGUUCAUAUCUAUCUAUCUAUCUAUCUAUCUAUCUAUCUCAGUCUGUUCAUUUAUAUCUCAGUCUGUUCAUAUCUAUUUAUCUAUCCAUCUAUCUUUGUUCAUAUCUAUCUGUCUCACUGUUUAUAUCUAUCUUAGUCUGUUCAUAUCUAUCUAUCUAUCUAUCUAUCUAUCUAUCUAUCUAUCUCAGUCUGUUCAUUUAUAUCUCAGUCUGUUCAUAUCUAUUUAUCUAUCCAUCUAUCUUUGUUAUCUAUCCUGUUUAUAUCUAUCUUUGUUCAUAUCUACAGUCUGUUCAUUUAUAUCUCAGUCUGUUCAUUUCUAUUUAUCUAUCCAUCUAUCUUUGUUCUUAUCUGUCUCUGUUUUAUAUCUAUCUUAGUCUGUUCAUAUCUAUCUAUCUAUCUAUCUAUCUAUCUAUCUAUCUAUCUCAGUCUUCUGUUCAUAUCUAUCUAUCUAUCUAUCUAUCUAUCUAUCUAUCUAUCUAUCUAUCUCAGUCUGUUCAUUUAUCUAUCCAUCUAUCUUUGUUCAUAUCUAUCUGUCUCACUGUUUAUAUCUAUCUUAGUCUGUUCAUAUCUAUCUAUCUAUCUAUCUAUCUAUCUAUCUAUCUAUCUAUCUAUCUAUCUCAGUCUGUUCAUUUAUAUCUCAGUCUGUUCAUAUCUAUUUAUCUAUCCAUCUAUCUUUGUUCAUAUCUAUCUGUCUCACUGUUUAUAUCUAUCUUAUUCUGUUCAUAUCUAUCUAUCUAUCUAAUCUAUCUAUCUAUCUAUCUAUCUCAACAUACGUAUCAUAUCUAUCUAUCUAUCUAUCUAUAG
Acanthosepion pharaonis is the source of this 1272-nucleotide messenger RNA. Lineage: Eukaryota; Metazoa; Mollusca; Cephalopoda; Sepiida; Sepiidae. The record is from the annotation of a GenBank genome assembly.